This is a messenger RNA of Phytophthora nicotianae INRA-310, 941 nucleotides long. RefSeq lists its product as hypothetical. The coding region runs from base 40 to 543 and encodes 167 amino acids. NCBI's taxonomy places the organism in Eukaryota, Oomycota, Peronosporomycetes, Peronosporales, Peronosporaceae. The record is from RefSeq and is a predicted model, not a curated record. The transcript has a single exon.
GCCUAGUCAAACGCACACCAAAACCCCAGCAUACUCAGCAUGCAGCUCUUCUCGACCCUCGCGCUUCUCGUAGCGGUUGCUCACUGCGCACAAGCUGUCCCGGAGCGGAAGCUACUACGGACGGGCUACAACUCCGGUCUUGAUUUCUCAACCCUCACUGGGUCGACGACAGGUGGCACCACCGCAGCCCUCUCUUCGAUCACAAGUCUGUUGCCGACCAGCAGCGGGACAUCGGGGAUCUUGCCUAGCACGGACUCUCUGUCUUCUCUAACAACAGGCACUGGCCUUGGCGGUCUAACCUCCCUUACCGGAGGCAAUAGUCUCUCGUCUCUCGGCGAUUUGUCGUCGAUCACGAGUGGCCUCUCUUCGUUGAGCCUACCGAUCGGAAGUACCGGCACGGGGACAGUCCUCAGCAGCCUCACCAACCCCGUGAACACGGCUACGGGGUCCUCGACCACCAGCAACAGCCCUGUGCCAUCGUCUACUGCGGCUACGGAUUCUGCCAUGGCGACAGACUCUACUACGCAGGUGUCUGGCAAGUAAACUAGGGAGUGUGUUCGGCUACGAAUCGGACCUCAAUUUUUUUUCUUUUUUUGAGUGCAAGUGGUGUUAUACAACGAAGUUUCAUUGUUUUUCUUGGAGAUUUCGAUACCAAGUAUCCGACUGCAUGCUUUGAUCCGUAUGGAUCGGGUCCUCGCUGCGCAGAUGAACCUUGGUGGGAUCUUAUGCUUCGGAUCGUACUUCAAGUAACAUUCAUGCUACGAGUGAGCAACACGAAAAAACGGCAACUUUGUUCUGGUACAUGUGUAUCAGUGGAAUCGUUUUCGCGUUCAGUGUGCAAAGUGUCAUUCUUCGAUUCACCUCCAACCCCCAAAAACACCCUUCCCAACCAGUAUGAAGUUCAUUUCGACCCUUAUCCUCCUCGUCGCCGCCGUUCAGUG